GAUCGACUCGACCGAUCAUCCGCCACGUGUCCUAUCUACGUCCCCUUCCUUCUUCCCCAUCUUCGCCUUCAUCUGCCUCCUCCUCCGCUGAAGAAGAGGACGACGACUGCUUAUCACCUGUCUAUCCUUCUUCAUCUCGUUCUUUCUCAGACACCCCGUCCCCCCCACCAUCGCCAUGAGCUUUCUCACGGAGCAAGCCCUCGGCGAGCAUCUCUUAACGCCACGGGGUCUCGGUGACCAUCUCUUAACGCCAUGGGGUUACAUCUCGGCGAUUUGGCAGGUGUGUCAUCCACGACUCAACCAGGAUCUUCUACGAAUGGCGAAGUUCUUCUGCACUUCGGGAGUGUAUGCAGCGGCUGAGUUCCGAUUCGCAGGCAGUCCUCAGGUGGUGGUACUGGCAGAAGCGGUGGCUAUCCAUCGGCGAUCAGCUCCGAGGAUUAGCCACGUGUCCACGGUGGUCGGCUUCAGCGGCGACAUCAGCACGGUCAAUGCGCUCCGGCAUACCGCCAUCCGGACGACACCGAGGAAGUGGGCGCAGCAACUGGCCAUGGAGUGGAAUUGCUCUCUUACGCGCCGAGGGGAUAAUCUUUUCCCCACAGACGGUGUCGAGCUCAAAGGGAUCCAAGCAUUCCAUCACGAGCCGGCGUGGAGACUUAGGCGCAAGCACUUCGUCGAGCUUUCGGCGUGCCUGGUCGGGGUACAAAUCACGUGGACAAGGGACGAAGACCAUCGCCACUGGAGCGAGUACUUGGAGGGGCUGAUUAUCCAGGCCUGGAGAACGGACGUGGAGGGCGAUCUUCUCGGAUUCCUGUUCGGAUCGGUGCGGCCCAGUCAUCGCCAACCGAUCGUCCUAGAGCUUACGGUUCCACUCGCGCAGCUAGCCGACGAUCUGCCCCUGGAGAUCGUCUCGCAAAAUGACAAUAGCCCGAUCCCGCACGUUCCCACGCGCACCUUGGCGCCGUAUCUUCAGUGGUCAGCGUGCCUGGAGGAGCCGGAAAACGACUACAACCCGCCAUCACAGCGGGACUAUUUGAGCCCGCGGGAGAUCAUCGAUCCCACCUACUUCCGGGAUCGAACGGCCACCGAAGACGAGGCGAUAGCAGCAGAGGAAGAAGAAGAAGAAAAAGAGAAGGACGACGAGGAAGAAACUCCCGAAGAGGGGAGUUACAUUGAACACAGCGAAGGGGAGCAAAGUGAGCAGGAAGAAGAAGAAGAAGAGAAGGACGACGAGGAAGAAACUCCCGAAGAGGGGAGUUACAGCGAACACAGCGAAGGGGAGCAAAGUGAGCAGGAGGAAGAAGAAGAACAAGAUGACGAAGAGGAGGAGCUAGAGUUGGAGGGGUCGGAGUGCGAGAUCUCCGCGGAGGAAGGAGAGCAAGCGGGCGCACAGGCGGAAGACCCCGAGGCGGCACGCAGGAGAUAAGAAAUCGCGGCCGGAAAAUGACAGCUGGAAUUUGCCAGCGGAGCCAAUCAGCAGGUCGC
Chara braunii is the source of this 1482-nucleotide messenger RNA. The record is from the annotation of a GenBank genome assembly. Lineage: Eukaryota; Viridiplantae; Streptophyta; Charophyceae; Charales; Characeae.